AUGAAUAAAAUAAUAACUUUGUUUUUAAUUUUAUUAUUAGUUAAUAUUUCGAUUGCCGCAAAAAGAAGAGUAGUUAAAACUUAUAAUGACCCAGAAUUAGUAUUCACACCAAAAGGUGCUAUUAGAGGUAUUGUACAUGAUACUCAUCGUGUUUUCUAUGGUGUUCCAUUUGCUAAACCACCAAUUAAUGCUUUAAGAUGGGAAAACCCAGUUGAAGCUAAAGAUUGGAGAUAUAUAAAAAGUGCUACUCAACAAAAACCAGAAUGUGCUCAAAGAUGUAAUCUUGGUGAUGGUGCUUGCUCUGAAGUUGGUACAUCAGAAGAUUGUUUAUAUCUUGAUGUAUUUACACCAAGAAAUGCAAAUCCAGAAUCUAAAUUACCAGUUAUUGUCUUUAUUCCAGGUGGUGCUUUCUCAGUAGGUAGUGGUGCAGUUCCACUUUACGAUGCUUCUAAAUUUGCCAACUCAUCAGUUAUUUUCGUUAAUACCAACUACAGACUAGGUGUAUUUGGUUUCUUAGGAACUGAUUUAUUAAGCGGUAACUUUGGAUUUUUAGAUCAAAUUAAAGCAUUAGAGUGGGUCCAUAAUAAUAUCGAGUCAUUUGGAGGUGAUAAAGCACAAGUCACAAUUUACGGACAAUCAGCAGGUAGUUUCUCAGUUGCAACACAUCUUGUUUCACCAUAUUCAAAACCAUAUUUCCAAGCUGCUAUUCUUUCAUCAACUCCAUUGACAAUUGGCUUAAAAGAUAAAUCUACUGCCAGAGGUUUCGCUACCAGAUUCGCAAAUAAAGUAGGUUGCUCAAAUGUUGAAGAUAUUGAUUGCCUCCGUAGUAAAACAAUGGAUGAAGUUUUAGAAGCUCAAGAACAAGUUAAAUUACAACUCGGUGAUAAGAUAUUGGAUGCUUUUACAAUCUGGUCACCUGUAGUCGAUGGGGAUGUUAUUCCAAAACAACCAUUAACCGCUAUUAAAGAUGGUGAAACCCAUAGUGUUCCAACUAUAAUAGGUGACGUUCAAGAUGAAGGUAUUCUUUUCGUAUACUUGGCAUUCAAAAAGAAAGUUAGUCCACUCCUUUACCCAGGCUAUCUCUCUUCAAUGUUCCCACUUACAUGGGGUAGAGUUCUUCUUAAGUACCCUGCUUCUGGUACCGAUGCCAGACCAGCAUUAGCAAGAGUUAUCAAUGACUAUUUAUUCCGUUGUUCCGGUAGAUAUCAUGUAAAUAAAUUAGUUGCAAAACAAAUCAGUGAAAGCUCUCCAUUAGUUUAUCAUUACCAAUACAAUCAUGUAAAAUCAAUUGGUCAUUCAUUUGAACCAUGCAAUGGUCAUGUUUGUCAUGGAACCGAGUUAAGUCUCUUUUUUAAUAGUUUCAACAUGGUUAACGAAGAUCUCGAAGAUGUUGAAGUCGAUCUCGCCGAAUCACUCAAUAACUAUAUUGUUAACUUUGCCAAAACCCAUAAUCCAAAUCAAGGUGACCUCGAUACACCACUUGUUUGGGAGCCAGUUUCAAAAUCAAAAAAUAGAACUUUAGUCAUUCAAGAUGGUUUCGAAUUAUUAGACAAAACUACAGUAGAUCCAAAAUGUGAUUUAUUCGAUUCACUUUCAUACAGAGGCUACACAAAAAAUAAAUAAUAUAAAAAAAAUAAUAAUUAAUAGUAUUAAUUUAAUACAAU
This is a messenger RNA of Dictyostelium purpureum, 1664 nucleotides long. RefSeq lists its product as uncharacterized. Lineage: Eukaryota; Evosea; Eumycetozoa; Dictyosteliales; Dictyosteliaceae. The record is from RefSeq and is a predicted model, not a curated record. Bases 1 to 1623 code for a protein of 540 amino acids. The transcript has 3 exons.